Molecule: messenger RNA, 1005 nt
Organism: Eimeria mitis
Lineage: Eukaryota; Apicomplexa; Conoidasida; Eucoccidiorida; Eimeriidae
Exons: 2
Coding region: 1-1005 (334 amino acids)
Source: RefSeq, a predicted model, not a curated record
AUGGGGGGCCAUGGGGGCCUCAAUAUAUUACCCCAGAAACGAUGGCAUGUGUAUAGAGAUGAUAAUAAGCUGCGGGUGCUGCGCGAUGAAGCAGAGUUCAGAGCAGCAGUAGAAGCAUCCCGGCAGCAGCAGCAAAAAACAGCAAUGACAGAUGCUUUCGUUUUGUUUAAACGGCGGAAACUUGAUGCAGAAACUCCAGCAGCAGCAGCAGCAGCAGCAGCAGCAGCACCAGCAGCAGCAGCAGCAGCAGCAGCUUGCGGUUCUUCUUCUAUAUUUGAGCAGCAGCAACACGUUGUCUCUGGUGCUUCCUCCUCGCGGCCCCCUUCAAGAGUAUGGGGAGCAGCAGAUCGGGCUGCUGCAGCUGCAGCAGCAGCAGCACCUUCUGCUGCUACUGCAGCAGCAGCAGGUUCAGCAGCAGCAGCAGAAGAUGCAGCAGCAGCAAGUCGAGGUGCAGCAGCAGGAGCAAUGUUUGACGCUGGUGUGAUAGCAAUUGAAGGUUUAUGGUCUGCUGCUGGUUCGCAGCAGCAGCAGCAGCAGCAGCAGCAGCAGCAGCCUGUACUGGCGCGUCAGCUGCCUAUACACCCGAAAGGUAAAGUUGAUGCAUUAGGACAAAGAAAAGGAAGGAGAGAUCAUAUAAAUUUUUUUGCAGCAGAAGAAGAAGAAAUGCAGAAAAAGGAGAAACAAAGAAAGAAAUAUCUGCUGCAAGCUGGAUACAACAGCAGCAGCAGCAGCAGCAGCAGCAGCAGCAGCAGCAGCAGCAGCAGCAGCAAAGGGGAUUUUGCUGCUAUGCAUGCAGAAUUGCUGCUGCUGUUGCUGCUGCAGCAGCUGGUGCCAAUGCUGGCUCAGCAGCAGCAUCAGCUGCUGCAGCAGGAGGAACGGAAAAAACAGCAGCAGCUGCAGCAGCAGCAACAGCAGCUGCAAUGUGCAGCAGCUGCUGCAGCAGCAACAGCACCAGCUGCAGCAGCUGCAGCAGCUGCUGCAGCAGCUGCAAUGUGCAACAGCUGA